CCCAAGGUUGGCAUGUGUUUUGGAACCAUUGAAGAUGCAAAUCAAUUUUAUCAGAAUUAUGCCAAGCGCGUUGGUUUUGUUACUAAGAUAAGGUUUACCCGAAGAGUUGGUAAAGAUAAGGUUCCUAAGAAUCAAAUGAUCACUUGCAAUAGGGAGGGGAAACGCAAGUCUAGAGUUUCACCAAUAGAAAAGACCAACCCUAGAACCAACUACAAUUGCCCCGCAAGGAUUUCUAUUAGGUUGAAUAAGGAGGGUCUUUGGAUUAUAUUGAAGGUGUGUUUGGAUCAUUCACAUCCUUGUGAUCCAGAGAUGGCAAAACUGUUGACACAUAAUAGAGAGAUGACUAUGCACAUGUGUCGAGUCAUUGAGAGGAAUGAUGAAGCAGGUGUGAGACCAAGCAAAACAUAUCAAGUAUUGGUGGGUGAAGCGGGGGGUUUUUCUAAGAUAAACUUAAUGGAAAAAGAUGUUAGGAACUAUCUCAGCAGAAAGGUACGCAAUGUUACGGAAGAAAUGGAUGCUAGGAAGAUGUUGAAGUAUUUUACACGGAUGAAGGAUAUGAACUUUGAUUUUUAUUUUGAUGUUGAACUUGAUCAAAACAAGCGUCUCAAAACUAUAUUUUGGGCUGAUGCUCGAAGUAGAGCAGCAUAUGAGUACUUUGGUGAUGUAGCUUCGUUUGAUACUACUUAUAAAACCAAUCGUUACGAUAUGCCAUUUGGUUCCUUUGUGGGGGUUAAUCACCAUGGUAACUCAGUGCUUCUUGGGUGUAGUUUGUUGACUAAGGAAAAUUCAGGCUCGUUUACUUGGUUAUUUAAUGCUUGGCUUACAUGUAUGCAUGGAAAGGCUCCUAAAGGCAUUAUAACAGACCAAUGCCUCGGAAUACGAGCUGGAAUUGAGAAUAUGAUGCCAGAGACACGUCAUAGGUUAUGCAUUUGGCACAUUACGAAAAAGAUUCCAGAAAAAUUCAAAAGACACAAGAGAUAUGAAGAGUUACAAAGUGAUUUAAAUAAUAUUGUUUGGGAGUCCAUUUCAGAAGAUGAUUUUCAAAAUCAAUGGAAAGAUUUUCUGAUUGAAUAUGGUCUAGAAGAUAACAAGUGGCUAUCAGAGAAGCAAUUUCAAGGUGCCUAUACUAAUGCAAAGUUUAAGGAAGUACAAAAACAAUUUAGAAAGAAAGCAAAUUGUAUUUUGCACCUUAUGAAAGCAGUUUCUACAUCUAAAGUCUAUUCUAUUUUGGAGGAUGUAUCUACUUCUAAAGAGAGGGUUUAUGAAGUUAACUACAAUGCGGAAACGAAGGAUAUUACAUGCAUGUGUCAAAUGUUUGAAUCAAGAGGCAUAUUAUGCCGUCAUAGCUUGGUUGUCCUAGGGCAUGAACGCGUGAGAGAAAUUCCAAGAAGAUACAUUUUGGACUGCUGGAGCAAACUUGUGAAGCAAAGACAUAGUGAUAUUAAGAGCAGCCAUGAUCCAAGUUUGUUGAAUCCAAAAACAGAGAGGUUUGAUGAUUUAUGCUCCCAUUCGAACAGUGUUGCUCAAUUUGCAUCCCAAACAAAGGAAACAAGUGAUAUCUUACAUCGUUAUCUUGAUAUGGCUAUGGCGGAGUGUCAAAAUCAUGUUGCUAACUCAUCAUCUAAUGCCAAUGAGUUAGAUAAUUGA
Messenger RNA from Arachis ipaensis, 1647 nucleotides. Its product is annotated as protein FAR-RED IMPAIRED RESPONSE 1-like. Gene Ontology annotation, molecular function: zinc ion binding. Lineage: Eukaryota; Viridiplantae; Streptophyta; Magnoliopsida; Fabales; Fabaceae. The record is from RefSeq and is a predicted model, not a curated record.